AAUAUACACACAUAUUAUACAUUUAUUUUUAAUUCCACCGGUGGUGUCGCGAAUCGCGAAAAAACUAAAGGUUUAUCUGGCUGGAAGUAGUGGUGGUCGUGUGCAGCGAUCCGUGCCCGUGGUGGUUACUAUCGAUUCAGUUGUCCAUCAGUAGAGACAUGUCAUUUGACUUGUACGGUUGUGCGUUUCACGUUCAUUGAGGUAGUCGUCGGUUGUAACUGGUGGUCACCGUUCGUUUAGGUUGUGGCUCUUUUCUGGAAGUGUAAUGAUUUCGUUUUAGUUUGGAAAUCGCCCUUUGAACCUUAAUAGGUACCACUAUUUCCGAACGUUUGUUUCGGGUUGACUGCGGUUGAUAUACAAACGUGAUAAUUGUGUGGAUAAUAGAUUGCUCGCACAGGGUAUCGCGUUUCUGCUCAGAAGAAACAAGUGCGAGGCAACGAGAUCGUAGUCCGACGAAAGCUGAUCGCGCGCAUUACUGCUACGUGUAGUCUAGCCAUUAGGAGUGCGCUCUGGAUCUGAAGUGGAACGGGGGUGAUCGGAAGGUAAUUGCUGUAUCCAGAACACGUAUAGAAAGCAACAGAACAGUGAAGUUGGGGUUACUUGGCUGACAGGAAAUGGCGCCCAGUUUGAGUAAGAUAGCUGGCGGGAAUCAAAACCUAGCAAUAGCGAUUGCUGGUUGUACCGCUGCCACCUGGAUUAUUUUGUACGGCAAGCAGGUCCACAAGGCUCGCAAACAACGGCCUGAAGAUGAGAUCCAGUAUUUCAUCAGUGAUAAGAAAGAAAAACGUACAACGAAGGCACAUGUUAACUCACAGUUCUUCAAGCAACUUCGAGCACUGUUAAAAAUCAUCAUUCCUAAAAAAUGGAGUGCCGAGAAUGGUCUCUUGCUAGUGAUAGCAGCGUCCUUGAUAGCAAGGUCAAUCAGCGACAUCUGGAUGAUCCAGAACGCCACAGCAAUUGAGAGCACCAUCAUCACGAUGAACAAGCCUCAAUUCCACACGUCGUUAGUCAAGUAUCUCGCUGCACUUCCCGCUAUUGCGGUUGUUAAUAACGUACUAAAAUGGAGUAUUGGUGAGCUGAAGCUCAAGUUUAGGACCAAUAUGUCACAAUAUUUAUACACAGAGUACCUGAAAGGAUUCACCUACUACAAAAUGUCCAACCUAGACAAUCGAAUAGCCAACGCUGACCAGCUGCUGACGACCGACAUUGACAAGUUCUGCGAAAGCGUCACAGAUCUCUACUCCAACAUCUGCAAACCGCUGUUGGACAUUGUGAUAUACGUGUACCGGCUGACUACCAAUUUGGGUGGUACGACGCCCGGUAUACUGCUGCUGUAUCUGUUCUUCUCGGGCGUAUUCCUGACCAACCUGAGGAAACCUACCGGUCGACUCACGGUGAUGGAACAGAAGCUCGAAGGCGAGUUCCGGUAUGUCAAUAGCAGGCUUAUUACCAACUCGGAAGAAAUUGCCUUCUACCGUGGUAACAAUCGUGAGAAGCUUACCAUCUUGGCUAGUUUUAACAAGCUUGUGGCCCACAUGCGCAAGUUCCUGGAGUUCCGCGUCGGAAUGGGUAUCGUUGACAACAUGGUUGCCAAGUACAUCGCCACUGUAGUAGGAUUUUAUGCCGUAUCGUUACCGUUCUUCGAGAAAGAUCACCCGAUGCUGACGGGUGAGAAUGCUGGCGAGCGGUUGAGUAAAUACUACACUUUUGGACGAAUGUUGGUAAAACUGGCGGAAGCAAUUGGUCGAUUGGUGCUGGCGGGUCGUGAGAUGUCCCGAUUGGCUGGCUUCACUGCCCGUAUGACCGAACUGACCGUGGUGUUGAAGGACUUGAACGCCGGACGGUACGAGCGAACGAUGGUUAGCAAUUCCAGCGUCGCCGAUGCCGAAAUCGGACCGGGUAAAGGACUGAUGAAGUUCCAGGAUAACAUCAUUACGUUCGAACAUGUUCCGCUGGUCACUCCAAAUGGUGACGUUUUGGUGAAAGAUUUGAACUUUGAAGUCAGAUCAGGCAUGAAUGUAUUGGUCUGUGGACCGAAUGGUUGCGGCAAGAGCAGUUUGUUCCGCAUCUUGGGUGAGCUGUGGCCUACGUGGGGUGGAAAAGUGACAAAACCACCGGCUGGCAAAUUAUUCUACAUUCCACAAAGACCGUACAUGACGCUAGGAUCAUUAAGAGAUCAGAUCAUUUACCCGCACACGCACCAAGAAAUGAAGCGACGUGGUCGAUCGGACGCCGACCUGCAUGCUUAUCUAGAACUGGUGCAACUAUCCUACCUGCAGAAUCGGGAGAAAGGUCUGGACGCUAUCGAAGAUUGGAUCGAUGUGCUGUCGGGUGGUGAGAAGCAGCGUAUCGCCAUGGCACGUCUGUUCUACCACAGCCCCCAGUUUGCCAUCCUGGAUGAGUGCACUUCGGCCGUUUCAGUGGACGUCGAAGGAAGCAUGUACGAGUAUUGCCGUAAGGUUGGCAUAACGUUGUUCACCGUGUCCCACCGGAAGUCUCUGUGGAAACAUCACGACUACUAUCUGCAGUUCGAUGGGCACGGAGCGUACGAAUAUGCCCCGAUCGACGGAAGUGAACAGCAAUUUGGUUCAUAAACAAUGACAGCUGAGAUUGGGUAACAAGCACAAAGUCUUUCGUGUUCGCGCCUGUUUGAGAAGCAUGAUGUGUUCGUUAUGAACGAAUAUCUAGGUGAUAAGAGGUUCCAGGAUGAGGUGCAGGAAACCCGCAUAUAGGUGUAAUCAAAUACAUACAUGAAGAAAAUCCAAACUUAGGUUAGUAGACAUUUUCUUUAAAAACAUGAUGCGUUUGCUUAAAUAUUUGUUUAUUAGCAAUGAUACUUUUGUUGUUUUAUGAGUACUGACUAUUGAUUUAAUAACAAGUAUGGGAAGAUCCAUCAAUUACGUCGCGCAACAACAAAUGGCCAUUUUUAACGUCCAUUCCCCCUUCGUUACACCUGUAGUAUGGAAGCUUAAAAUAGUUUUAUGGAUCGCCAUACUCCAUGGAACUUCACCCAUCCCUAAGAAGCGUUAAGUAAUUCAUGGACGUUCCCUUUACAAAAUUA
Messenger RNA from Armigeres subalbatus, 3061 nucleotides. It is a transcript of the gene Pmp70, whose product is annotated as ATP-binding cassette sub-family D member 3. Gene Ontology annotation, cellular component: peroxisomal membrane. The record is from RefSeq and is a predicted model, not a curated record. The coding region runs from base 615 to 2594 and encodes 659 amino acids. The transcript has 11 exons. Lineage: Eukaryota; Metazoa; Arthropoda; Insecta; Diptera; Culicidae. Gene Ontology annotation, molecular function: ABC-type transporter activity; long-chain fatty acid transmembrane transporter activity; ATP hydrolysis activity. Gene Ontology annotation, biological process: fatty acid beta-oxidation; very long-chain fatty acid catabolic process; long-chain fatty acid import into peroxisome.